This is a messenger RNA of Ixodes scapularis (black-legged tick), 2681 nucleotides long. RefSeq names its product NLR family CARD domain-containing protein 3-like. Lineage: Eukaryota; Metazoa; Arthropoda; Arachnida; Ixodida; Ixodidae. The record is from RefSeq and is a predicted model, not a curated record. Gene Ontology annotation, molecular function: protein binding. The transcript has a single exon. Bases 1 to 2163 code for a protein of 720 amino acids.
AUGGCAGCGUUUCUCAAAAUGCAACCGCCGACGAGCCACGAAGGUCUACCAACUACAGCAUGCCAAGUCGAGCACUACUUUCGACAGCACGGCCUGGACGUGGCCAGACCCUGCUCGGCCCCACGGAACUCUGCGUCUACGACAGAGGUGCGACGCUGCUGGAUCCUCGACAGCACCGCCGUUUGGAACCGUGUUCUCCACGCCGUCAGCCUGGAGCUGCUGGAGGACUCCCCGGGUCGGCUGACGCUCAAGACCUCCGUGCUUUACCCACCAGGCGUCAAGGACAAGAGCGCCGUCGGCGCCUUCCUGGUGGCGACGCUGCUGAACGACCACCGCUGUGUGCACCACGUCGAAAUCAGACACAUGAGCCACCUGAUGUAUAACGCUGGUAACGUUUUUGACGACGUCGUUUUGAACGAAGGGAUUGGGCAGGUUACGCUGACAGACCAACGGCCGUUGCAUUCAGAGUUAAGGAACAAAGCGUCUAAGCUAAUCAUGGCCGUGCUCAUGGGCGACCCACGCGUGCUUCGAUUUCGCACCACCUACCUAUCUCGUACCUUGCGGAAAACGUUGCGCGAGGUCAUUGUUUGCUCUACAAGGCUUUCUGAGCUUACCCUUCAUGACACGAGGCUUGUUGUUCACAAGAUAGUCCGCAUUUUGGAAGUCGUCAGGUAUUCGACGACAAUAACUUCCCUGACACUGGACAAAAACAACGUGUUCAUAAAAGGAUCACGUGGUAUAGCCGACCUGCUCGAAAGCAACACAUCGUUAGUGGAAUUAAGUUUGCGCGAAACCGUGAUCGAUGACGAAGGUGCGACGGCCAUUGCUGGGGCCUUGAAGAUCAACAAAACUCUUAAGAGGCUCAACCUAGCGUCCAACGAAAUCUUUACCGACGGCGUGCGUGACCUGUCUAGAGCACUCAAGAAGAAUACUUCGUUACGUGUUCUUGACCUUGAGAGGAACACUUUCGGGGACCAUGGUGUGAUGUACGUAGCCGAUAUGCUGAGAGUGAACGUGACGCUCCAAGAGCUCAAUCUAAGCAACACCAAAAUGACUGACUAUUCUCUACUUAAGCUCGUCGACUCGCUGAAAGUAAACAGAACCUUGCGUGUUCUGUCCGUGCGCCACAAUGUGUCUCGCGGAAGAGCUAUGAGGGAACUAACUUACCUUCUUGGGAUCAACAACACACUCACCCGACUAAACUGCCCGUCAACGUAUUUUGUAAUGACACUGACAGAUUUUGGCGAUUACAUGAAUUCCAUAAGGCGCAGUCAGGCCAUAGACGGCCUCGAAAUUGUGGUCGAUAACUCAGCCCAGACCCGGAAACUGUCGCGGAUGAUCAAAGUGGGAAGAACCCUGCGCCAUCUUUCCGUCAUUCGUGGGGACCACUGCACCUUAUCUCCGCUUUUGAGAGCUCUCAAGGAGAACGAGUCGGUAGAAUCGCUGGAAAUAGACUUCUUGUUCGGUGGCGAAAUACGGGCCCUUGGGAGCCUUCUACAAGAGACGACCACCAUUCGUUCGGUAACGCUGAAGUAUCCCGUGAACAUGGCUGGCUUCAUCUCCUUGAUGAACGGAUUGGCCCACAACAACAGCCUCUGGAAGUUCAGCUUGGACUGCACGAUGUUGAAGGAGGGGCAUUGUACAGAGAUUGCUAGAAUGCUGGUCAGCAAUGAAACGCUGAACGACCUCGCACUGCGCGACGCUCCGGCUGUGGAAGCCGGUCUUCCUAUCCUAGCCGGUGCCCUGUCAAUGAAUCAGACUUUGCAGCAGUUUGCCAUCACUUACCCGACGUCGAACGCCGCUGGUCUUCACGUCGUAGAGUGCCUGCGGAGGAAUUGCUCGCGUAUGGCACGAGCUGUGGAGUUCGUCCUCGCUCAAGUGGCCAGCAAAAAAUCGGCUGAAGCCUUUGAGGCCUUCAGGCACAAUGAGUUCUUCGUUCAGAGGCUGGCGGAAUCGGCUGGAGGCCGCCAGCGGGCUGAGACGCUCCUGCGUGAGGCGGACCAUCGCAUCCUGAAGAACUACUUCGUCAUCACAGAAGUUGUCAAGGGGGCGCUGGUCUGCCUGCGUUUCCCAGGCAGUGAACAUUCCAUGGAGAUUGACAGCCUGGACGAGUAUUCUUUAAUCGAGAUUACGUCGUACCUGAAAAUUUCCGACGUGAAGUAAUUUGCACUGAAGCAGUGCUACUUUCAUGUUAUUCAGCAGGUUUUGGGUCCUGCGGAUUUCAUUGACGUAAACGUUAAUUUUGUUAGUUUUCAACUUCAUUUUAUGAUUUUGGGUUUUGUGCUGCAUUGUCUUAAAUACCACGUUGCUGCCUGAACUAGCUGGGCUGCGAUCUAUAGGUUGCAAACAUUAUCCCCUUGGUCAUGCUUUAGAUGUCGAAGACAGAAUAGAUCGGUCCGGGAUGCGGGAAUUUGAAAUUCGCUAUGCAAUGAGGACAAACUUGUGAAACUUUUGUACUUAAAACAUUUGUUUGACAAUUUGUUCAGACAGUUUUCAUUUAUUUGUCGUAUUACCCACAUGUCGUAACCUUAGCCUUUCAUUGGGAUGAUCACAUUCACUUCUCGUGGUAUGAAUGAUUGUGUUUUUAAUUUGAUGCAACAGCUGAAUACCCCAGCAGCUUUGUAUGGACGAAUGAAGAAUGAGUGCUUUCCUGACAAGUAAAAAGUGCACUUGUAUAUGAA